ACCGAAAGCAAACUGGUCCCGACCCCAUGGGCCCCCUUGUAUUCAGUUCAGCCAGUCGAUCAUGAGGCAGCCGAAUCUGCGAGAGAACGCGAAAGCUCCCGACUUCGUCACCGCUUUAUCACAGUCCGCCGGUGCUGAUCAUUAGUUCGUCACACAUCGAUCGGCGCGGACGCUCCGUGGAGCAAAGAUCAGCGGUCUAGAGGGAUCUACGGCGUUACUUUUAACCCCAUUCGAGAUCGGCGGUCCGGUUCGAGUUCUGUAAUCGGUCAAUACAAUAACGGUUAUUAAAAGUUUCCUAUCGCUAACUUUCCGCGAAAGAUUUCCGCGAUUUGCGGCACGUGGAAAGCCGACAGCUGACUCCACUUGUUUGGCCAGCAGGUGAAAUACCUUGGCUACCCCUCGGGUGAAUCAUCCAGACAAACAUCCUAAAUCCGUUUCGUUUUCCACGAUCAACCGGUUGCAGGCGAUUAAAUCGAAAUUACUAAAGUUAAAUUCUCGGAAUAUUAUGAGUAAAUGGUAUUGAUUUUAUAGUGCAAACAGUCGCCAAAAAUCAUAAACACGGUUCAAGCCCCCAAAUAAAUGGAGCAAAAAAGUGCAGUUACCACAAGAGCGAUGUGUUUUUAUUUAAACAAAUAAAAUGAUUUAAAUUUAAGGACAAACUGAAGAACAUAAUGUCAAACACCAGUGAAAACAACAAGCUACCAACAACCCGGAGCUGAUAGUGAUUCCAUAGUGUUCAAGGAAGAGAACCCGAAUAUCCCGAGUUUAAUGGCCAUUUUGCAGAAAGGCCACCUUAGCCACAGCCAAAUCCCAAUCCACAUCCAGACGAUUUGGUGCCAACAGAGGCCACUUGAUGCCAUGCACCAGGAUGUCCGGCAAAAAAGCAUCGGAUCCGGAAACGAGGCCCAACUGGAAGCGAAGGAGAAUAAAAUGAAUCCAAGUGCCGGAGCCGAGAAGGAGAGCUCUUCCAGCAGGAGAAGAAGCAGAAGGCGGUGCAGCAGCAGUUCCACCAGUGACACCAGUGAAUCCUCAGAGUCCUCGGAUUCCGGGUCCUCCUCCAGCAGCAGUAGUAAUAGCCACAGAAGCCAAACACCCGCCCUCAAUUUGCCAGUGCCGGUCCCUCUGGACACGGACAAUCCCUCACCACAGCCGCCUCCAUCAUCUCGAAGGAACUCCAACGAUUCCAAUCGCUCCGUCUCGCCGGUGGAAGUGCCCGUGGAUCCGCAUGCCUGGUCCUCCGAGGACAUUGCCAGCUGGGUGAAGUGGGCAACGCGGAAAUUCCAACUGGAUCCGAAGCCGGAUGUCGACCGUUUCCCCAAGGACGCCCAGGAGCUGUGCGAGCUGACCCGCGCCGACUUCUGGGUCUGUGCGGGAUCCAGGCGUGGCGGCAUGCUCAUGGCCCAACAUUUCGCGCUGAGCUUAUACCACGCUACCGGAAGGGAGACCAGUCCCAUGCUCAACGACAACGAACCAAAUCCGUAUCAGCUGCUGAACGCUGCCUCGCACCGAUUGGUCGCCCAGGGCUCAGGGGGCCAGAUACAGCUGUGGCAGUUUCUGCUGGAGCUGCUCGCCGAUUCGUCCAACGCCGCCGCCAUCAGUUGGGAGGGCCAAUCGGGCGAGUUCCGGCUCAUCGACCCCGACGAGGUGGCUAGGCGGUGGGGCGAGAGGAAGGCCAAGCCCAACAUGAACUACGACAAGCUGAGCCGGGCUCUCAGGUACUACUACGACAAGAACAUCAUGACCAAGGUGCACGGCAAGCGGUACGCCUACAAGUUCGACUUUCAUGGGCUGAUGGCCGCAUGCCAGGCCCAGGCGCAGGGAGGAGAUCCGGCGUCCAGUAUGCUAGGUUCCUACAACCACCACGGGGGUGGGGCGAUGCAGUUGGCCCGCCACCCACCGCCGCUGCACCACCACCCCCACCAGCACUCUCAUCCGCACCACCAGCUGGCACAGCCGCACUUCCUGCACCCCCACCAUUCAUCGCCCGCCUCCACCAGCUCCAGCUUGGGAUUCCCCUCCUCCUCGACGGCCUCCUCACAAGCCUCGCCCGGUCAGGUGUCAGGUGCCUCCGCUUCCGCCUCCACUUCGAAUUUCACAGCUCCAUUCCAAGGCGGGACAGCAGCCGGGGACCCGGUCAGGACGUCCUCAUCCUCAGCGGGAAACUACGACCAGGGCACGGGCACUCCCACCACAAAUGCAUUUAAUUGAGGCCGCAGCAACCCCAAUUUGUCGCCGGGGUUGUGGAGGAUGGAGGUUGGAGGAUGCGCAGGGACCACCCAUUGCGCAGAGAGAGAGCGGAGAGCCAAGCCAGCAUCCCAGGAAUCCCAACCAUCCCACCACCCUUCGAGGGUCAGACCUCUGGCCGUAAAAAGGUCAUUUCGCAUAAUU
Messenger RNA from Drosophila suzukii, 2388 nucleotides. RefSeq names its product Ets at 21C (gene Ets21C). NCBI's taxonomy places the organism in Eukaryota, Metazoa, Arthropoda, Insecta, Diptera, Drosophilidae. Gene Ontology annotation, cellular component: nucleus. Gene Ontology annotation, molecular function: sequence-specific DNA binding; DNA-binding transcription factor activity, RNA polymerase II-specific. Gene Ontology annotation, biological process: cell differentiation; regulation of transcription by RNA polymerase II. The record is from RefSeq and is a predicted model, not a curated record.